Molecule: messenger RNA, 381 nt
Organism: Anastrepha obliqua
Lineage: Eukaryota; Metazoa; Arthropoda; Insecta; Diptera; Tephritidae
Exons: 1
Source: RefSeq, a predicted model, not a curated record
AUGGGACAGGAGUCCGAUCCAUUUGAAACAAGUGGCGACGUAGAAGAUGAUGAAUAUUUUCCCAAUGAAGAUGACUUCAGUGAAGCAUCAGAUAUAGAACAGGAAAUCGAGUUAGAGGCUGUUCUGGAUGAAAACCAUGAUGAUAUUGAGGAUUUGUAUAGAGAAGCCUUCGCCCUUCAGGCUUCAACCACAAUGGAAUCAUGCAGCACAUUUAUUACCCAGGGUCUUAUAUACAGGUCAAAAGAUGGUAAGAUAUGGAAUUUAAAUCCUCCACCACCUGGAAGGCCUCCUUGUCACAAUGUUACACCUUUUACUCGUAAAGGGCCACUACGAGGAGCGUCACCGAGUCAUAAAGCUCUUUUCAAGCUAUUGCUGUCUCCU